AGAAAAUUGAAAACAUAAUGCCAGGGGUAAGAAAUCAUCAUUUGUUUUGGUUGACCCCCGAAAUCAAAUUUUGGAGCACUCAUUUAGGGUUUUAGUCUAUUCAUCAUCUUUACUAUUUGCAGCAUAUUUUUUUCUGAUGUUGUGAAAAAGAAAAACUACCAAAAUAAUAUAUAUAGAUACAUCAAAUAAAAAUGCAGCGUCCAUUGUCAAAAAGCAUGGUGGGAAGCGGCGGCGGAAGGGGGCGGUGGCUGCGGAAUAGGUAUUGGAUUCUCAGGCAUGGCAAAAGCAUUCCGAACGAGAAGGGCCUCAUCGUUUCUUCUAUGGAAAACGGGAUACUUGCUGAAUAUGAAUUAGCUGCUCAAGGUGUUGAUCAAGCCACAUUGGCCGGACACUCCUUCAAACAGAUCCUGUUGGAAACCAACACUCGGCUUGAAAAUGUCCGGCUAUGCUACUCUCCAUUCUCAAGAACAACUCACACUGCCAAAAUGGUUGCUUCGGUUCUAGAUAUUCCGUUUGAAGGACCACAGUGUAAGGUUAUGCCCGAACUUCGUGAACGAUAUUUUGGACCGUCAUUUGAACUUAAAUCGCACGACAAGGUAAAUUUUUGUCUGCACUUCUGCAGCAGAUUCUUUGCUAUUUCUCUGUUACACAGAUACAGAGAAGAAUUAAUGGUUUCUUAUUUGAAUAUCAUUUGUCCCUUGUCUCCCAUUGUCAGUACACCGAGAUUUGGGAUCUGGAUGUAAAGGAUCCAUUCCUGCCACCUGAAGGUGGAGAAAGUGUUGCUGAUGUUGUUCAUAGACUCACGAGGGCAUUAGUGAGCAUAGAGUCAGAAUUUGAAGAGUAACAUAAUGCUCCUCUUAAGUUUUGUUAUCCCUAUUUCAGGGAAGUCUAUUUCUACUAAUGUAUGUUUUGGUACUAAUGGCAGAUGUGUGGUUUUGAUUGUAAGCCAUGGCGAUCCCCUUCAGAUUCUGCAAACAAUGCUGAAAGCAGCAGCAGCCAUAGAACCAGCAGGUGAGAAAGAAGACCUGGUGUCGAGAAUAGAGGCGAUCACAGUCCCAUCUAUUCUUUCAAAACACAGGAAUUAUGCAUUGCUCACUGGAGAGCUUCGAUCUGCUGCAUAAUCAGGAUGAAGUAGUGAUAUGUUCAUUGUCAAUUAUUGUUGUCUGUGGUUCAAUGUAAAUUGGGAUACACAGACAGCACAUUAGAAUAAUACUAUGAUUAAACAUUCGUGAUGGAUCUGCGCAUUUAUAUGCAAGAAGAGUAUCGUUAACUGGCAGCAACAAGUUAGAGUGGUUGCUUAUUUGUCUUAUUAUUUAAUAAUUGCAGUUAAUUUAUAUUCAUGUGGUUGUAGAGAAAGAAACGAUGUGUUUCUUCGUUGUUGAGAUGAGAAAAAAAGGAAAGAACUAGUUGCCACUCUCCCUAUAAAUUAUUGAGCGUAUUUAGGUUUCACUUUUGAGUGGCACGAGAAUUAAGAGC
Messenger RNA from Oldenlandia corymbosa var. corymbosa, 1476 nucleotides. The record is from the annotation of a GenBank genome assembly. Lineage: Eukaryota; Viridiplantae; Streptophyta; Magnoliopsida; Gentianales; Rubiaceae.